CAGACACACAUACACGCUAUAUCAGGGAGGCAGAGACUCGCAAAUGAGUUCAGCUGUCAGCCCGGGGUUGAGUCGCGAGAGGGAAAGACGGGGCCAUGGGGGGGGAGAGGAUGCUUUGGAAUAAGAACUGCAGAAGAAAGCAAGAGAUAAAGUGAGAUGCAGGAAAUAGUGGUAAAAUGGCAUGAAGAUCAAGACCAUUACGGAUCUACACAAUAACACAGGAAGAGUGGUGGCAAAGAGGAAAGCCGGUUCUUUUUUUUCCCCCCUUCUGUCUGGAUGGUGUUAGAUCUUUCUUUAAAGCUCUGCAUAUCACCGUGUAUAUGUAAACCAGUGGGCUGUGCUUUGAGCAAAAUAGGCUUACCACAGGAAUCAUACAAAAAGCCUAAUUUCAGGAAGAGAAGGAAAAAACAUGUGACACACACAGCUCCGAGACAGCAAGCACAGCUGAAAGAGCUUGGGUGUAUCAACCUGCUUUUCUAGAGAAGGGAUGAACACUGAAACCAAGAGAGACUUUCAGCGUCAAGGCUUCUGAAGUGACUCAAAGGGAGUUGAUUACUCAUGCGACUUUGGCUUCUUCGUUUGUGACUUGUCGGAGAUGGGAACCAUGUGUGGCUUCAAGAGGGCAUGGGCACACAAAAGGAAAAGCUAAAGAGUGCAGUCAGAGGACAAAUACCCGGCAAGUGCUAGAAAGUGAAAUAGAAGGAACUAUGAGUUUGCCGACUAACUGUGUCUUUCUCGCUCCUGCUGACAGGGCUUUCAAAGUCCGAAAUGGGAAUAUCUAUGGAUCCCCAUGUGCAGUCAACCGUCCAAUCGACAUCUUGCAGAAACGCAGGCGUUUUGAUGUGGAGAAUGGACCGUCAGUGGGACGAGCACUGGACUCUCAGGCCAGCCCGAGCUCGGGCCUGGUCCUGCAGGGCAAUUUCCCCCACAGCCAGCGACGCGAGUCUUUCUUGUACCGGUCCGAUUCAGACUUUGACAUUUCACCAAAAGCCAUGUCCCGAAAUUCCUCCACUGCUAGUGAGCUGGAAGAGGGCUUGAAACAGUGGGAAGUCAGUUGCCUGCCUCGACAUGAAGACAUGAUUGUAACACCAUUUGCACAGGUCCUGGCCAGUUUGCGAACAGUGCGGACCAACUUUGCAGCAUUGACUCAUCUGCAAGAUCGGGGAAGUUGCAAACGGCCAUCAGGCAGUAAUCCUCCCACUGUGUGCAAGCAGGGUGUGCCAGAUGAGGCAUACCAGAAGUUGGCCAUUGAGACACUGGAAGAACUUGAUUGGUGUCUGGACCAAUUGGAGACCCUGCAGACACGUCACUCAGUCAGCGAGAUGGCCUCCAAUAAGUUUAAAAGAAUGCUGAACCGUGAACUUACCCAGCUGUCAGAGACGAGUCGCUCAGGAAAUCAAGUGUCAGAGUUCAUAGCAAGCACAUUUUUAGAGAAAUCGCACGAUGUGGAGAUCCUGUCUCCGCCGCCGAAGGAAAAGGAGAAGAAGCGGCGUCCCAUGUCUCAGAUCAGUGGCGUGAAGAAGUUGACGCACGGCCCGAGCUUGGCUCCCAGCCGCAUACCUCGCUUCGGGGUCAACACCGAGCACGAGAGCCUGCUGGCCAAGGAAAUCGAGGACAUCAAUCGCUGGGGCCUUGAUAUCUUUAAGAUAGCAGAGCAUUCAGGGAAUCGGCCACUGACGGUGAUAAUGUACACGAUUUUUCAGGAACGAGACCUACUGAAGUGCUUUAAGAUCCCAGCAGACACGUUCAUCACCUUCAUGAUGACCCUAGAGGGCCACUACCACACUGAUGUCGCCUAUCACAAUAACAUCCAUGCUGCUGACGUAGUGCAAUCCACACACGUUCUCCUCUCCACACCUGCUUUAGAGGACGUCUUCACUGACCUCGAAAUCAUGGCUGCUUUGUUCGCUAGUGCCAUACAUGAUGUUGAUCAUCCUGGAGUGUCAAACCAGUUCCUCAUCAACACCAACUCUGAGCUGGCUCUGAUGUACAACGAUGCAUCUGUACUGGAGAACCACCACCUGGCCGUGGGAUUUAAACUACUACAGGAGGAAAACUGUGACAUCUUCCGGAACCUGAGCAAGAAGCAGCGGCAGUCACUUCGCACGAUGGUUAUCGACAUGGUAUUAGCCACAGACAUGUCCAAACACAUGAAUUUCCUAGCAGACCUGAAGACCAUGGUUGAGACAAAGAAAGUGACCAGUCUCGGAGUAUUGUUGCUGGACAACUACUCGGACAGAAUACAGGUUCUCCAAAACAUGGUCCACUGUGCCGACCUAAGCAACCCUACAAAGCCUCUGGAGAUCUACAGGCAGUGGACAGAUCGCAUCAUGGUGGAGUAUUUCACCCAGGGUGACCGGGAGCGAGACAAAGGCAUGGAGAUUAGCCCCAUGUGUGACAAACACACUGCUUCAGUGGAGAAGUCUCAGGUGGGCUUCAUUGACUACAUCGUGCACCCUCUCUGGGAGACAUGGGCUGACCUCGUCCACCCGGACGCACAAGACAUCCUGGACACUCUGGAGGACAACCGUGAGUGGUACCAGAGCAUGAUCCGCCACAGUCCCUCACCCCCGCCUGAGGAACAGGACUCGCAUGGUGCCAUUGGAGCCUCCACAAGCGAAAAGUUCCAGUUCGAGCUGACGUUGGAGGAGGAGGGGGAGUCAGACUCCGAGAGUCCGCAGGAAGCGGAGCACACCGACCCUGAGAGCUCCGUGACUCGGUGCCGCAGGACGUUGUCUCCUGACACAAUGGACAAGGAGGCUGUGAGAGAGCGAGACUAAAGAGACAAAAUGUGCAUAGCUAGGUGCAUGGCACUGCUGUCCUAAUGACAUGUCUCAGCGAUAAUUUGCUCCUAAACCUGUGAUGAACUUAAGUUUGGCUGUAGCAGACUCCUAUUGAGCGAUGUGCCCCACACCACCUAAUGAGAUAACUCCUCAUUUCACCUAUUAGGCACACAUUUCCUGUUUUUCCUGCCAGAUAAGCCUUUUAGUCCUAGCUUCUUCAGAUGCAUUUGUGUCUAGCACACAGGUGGCUGUAAUGAUCACUCAGUGACUGAAGAGAGAUCUGAGGAUGGCUCGGCUUCUUCAGGGUCUAUUAACAAAGCAAGGAGAUCUUCUGAGAAAGAGAGUCUUCCUUCAAAAUGAUGUACAUGUUGUCUAUAGAGGAAGUUGUAAUAUUUAUGGGAAGCUAACAGGGUCUAGGAACUUUUUUUUCUUUUCUUUUUUUUUUUGCACCCGUACCAUUAGUUUCAGACAAGUAGAAGUUUAGUUUACCUUUUAAAUAAUUCAUUUAGCAUUCAUUUGUAUUUUCAGUAUUUUUUUUGUCACUUUGAACAGACAAAUUGAUCGUGACAAAGUGACAGUCGUGCCAGAUAUUAGCCUAAGAUAAAUAAUGAUGACACUAAUAACCUCAGGAUAUAAAUAACGAUUUCACUUUAAUGUAGCAUGGUACCCCUGUAUAUUACCCAGUGCAUCUUUAUUAUAGACCACUAAAAACCCAUUUACACAGAUAUUCACACUUACACCUCAAUAUUCACCUUUACAUCUUUAUGUAUCAUUAAUAAUGAAUCCGAUCUUGCUGUUUUGAAACAGACCAUUCAGUGUUAAAUCGGUCGAGAUGUUAACAUUCUGCACACUUGGAUAAAGAGGUACUGCUUUGCUCUAACUCAGCAUAAAAAUAAUCAGAGGAUCGGUUUAUUUUACAUUUGUUUUGUGUGAAAAUAUCAACGGAAUGCAAAGCAUGUAGAUCCCAGUCAUGGUGCAAGGUUUUCCGAUCUGAAUCAUUUCAAUAUGGCUUCAACUAGUUUACGUUAUAGCAAUGAGGAAUCCAAAUUGUAAAUGUAGCUUUACAAUACAGGAUAUCUGAAAAGUUUUAUAUGUAUAUUUCAAUGUUUCCAAAUGUUUCCUGUGCAAGUAGAAGUUAUGGCCUCAUUUUACUCUUUAAUGCAACUAGUAUUACAUCAAUGAUAAAUCCAUAAAUCCUGCAUGAUUUGCAUAUUAAUCCUUAUAAUUAACAUGCAAAGUCAACUUUUAGUUCUUUUUUUUUUUUUUUUUAGUUGAAACGUCUUUCGUUGACAGGUUAGUCUAUUUUCACCUUGGUUCACUGUGUCCUACAUGUCCCACAACGUUUUCUGAAUGCACUACUUCAAUGCUGGAUUUCUCAUUAAUAUGAACGUGAAUGUCACUGAAAAAUGGUGAGUGAAAAAAGAAGCUCUUACGUUUUUUUUUAUUCUUAGGAGAUAACAGUAAAACCUGAUCAUUAUCCCUUAUAUUUGAUGUCAUUGAAAAUUCUUUUUCAUCCUUAAACUCCACUGUAUCUGUGCUAGAUGUGUUCUCCUGUGAUACCUGAGCAGCAGGCGUCCACUAACUUCUCAUGGGAAUAACAUAAAUACAGCAUCAACAAACCAAUUAGUGUCAGAAUCGCUAAGCACAUCACAAAUGUUUCCAUCGAAAUAUAUUUCAUGUGUUUCAGGAUGGAUUUUUCUACAACCCCAUUUCCGAAACAGUUGGGACAGUAUGGAAAAUGCAAAAAAAAAUAAAAUAAAUAAUAAUAAUAAUAAUCUGAAAAUCAAUUCACCCUGUACUAUAUUGAAAACAAAUUAUUAACACAUUAUUUGAUGUUUGACUUUGUGAAUUUAAUUUAUUUUUUUAAAUAUAUACACUCAUUUCAAAAACACUCCAAAAAAGUUGGGACAGUUGACUGUUUACCGCUGUGUAACAUCACCUUUUCUUUUAAUAACACUUAUUAAGCGUUUGGGCGCUGAGUGAAGACACCAAUUGGUUAAGUUUAACAAAUGGAAUUUUUCCCCAUUCAUCCAUUAUGCGUUUCUUCAGCUGAGAAACUGUACGGGGCCUUUGUUACCUGUUUUGCACUUCAUAAUGCGCCACACAUUCUCAAUCGGAGACAGGUCAGGACUGCAGGCUGGCCACGCUAACACCCGCACUCUCUGCUUAUACAACCAUGUGCUUGUAAUGGGGGCAGAAUGUGGUUUGGCGUUGUCCUGCUCUGGGUGGCAGCACAUGUUGCUCCAAAAUGUGUACAUAUCUUUCUGCAUUAAUGAUGCCCUCACAGAUGUGCAAGUUACCCAUGCCAUGGACACUGACACACCCACAUACCAUGACAGAAACUGGCUUUUGGACCUGACGCCGAUAACAGCUUGGAUGGUCCUUUACCUCUUUGGUCUGGAGAACACGACGGCUGUUUUGUCCAAAAACUAUUUGAAAUGUUGACUCGUCAGACCACAAAACACAAUUCCUCUGUGCUACUGUUCAUCUCAGAUGAGACCGAGCCCAGAAAAGUCGGUAGUGCUUCUGGACAGUGUUGAUGUACGGCUUCUGCUUUGUGUAGUAAAGCCUUAACUUGCAUCUGAGGAUGCAGCGGCGAAUGGUGUUGACUGACAAAGGUUUACCAAAGUAUUCCUGAGCCCAUGUCAGGAUAUCCGUUACAGACUCAUGACGGUUUUUAAGACAUUGAUGUCUGAGGGAUCGGAGAUCACAUGCAUUCAGAAGUGGUUUUCGGUCUUGCCCUUUACGCACAGAGACUUGACCAGAUUCCUUGAAUCUUUUAAUUAUAUUGUGCACCAUAGAAGGUGAAAUGCCCAAAAUCCUACAGAUUUGUCUUUGGGGAAUGUUGCUCUCAAAGUGUUGGAUUAUUAGCUGAUGCAUCUGUUGGCAGAUUGGCGGACUUCGACCCAUCCUUGCUCUUGAAGGACUAGGCCUUACAUUUCCAUUUCCAUUUCCAUUUAUUCAUUUAGCAGACACUUUUAUCCAAAGCGACUUACAAAUGAGGAAAUACAAGCAAAGCGAUAUAUCAAGCAGAGAACAAUACAAGUAGUGCUACCAUACAAGAUCUAUUUCUAGAAGAAGCAAAGUGCGCAGAGUAGAGGUGUAAGUGCCAGAAUAAGGUUUUGGGGUUUUGUUGGAGCCUUUUUUGGAGGCUCCUUAUAUAUUAUGAUUAAACGAUUGCCUCACCUGUUUCACAUCACCUUCUUAUUUCAACCUGUCACAUUGCUAUUAGUCCUAAAUUGCCCCUGUCCCAGCAUUUUCAGAAUUGGGGUUGUAUUAAUGUUGCUGUUAUAAAGUUAAUGGCUACAUGAAAGAUAAACUCUCAAGUCUGGGUGCAUAAAUAUACGUUUCAGUUUCUCAUAGAGUGUAUAUUCUGACCCCGUAUAGAAUGAACAAGUAUAGCUGAGUAGAAUAUCCAGGGGUACCCAUUUCUGAUCUUAAAUCACCACUUCCACUCACAUUUGUGUCGUAUGUAUUCAUUUGACCUAAAGUCCAGUUUUAACAACAUUAUCUCAAACUUAUUACUGACAGCUUGCAAACUGCCACGAUUUGCUGCCUCGAUUAAGACAUGUGAGAUAUUAGCCUAUGAUAUUGAUCUGAGAGUCCUGAGGGGUUUUUUUUUUUCCCUCCAGGAAUUUGAACCAGAAAUAAUUCCAGGACAUUUAAAGGGCUAGAGAUAAACCAGGAUCCAAGACAGCUGACUGAAAACCUUUCCCUGCUGUUCACUGACAUAACUUCAUUCAUGUGACUUUAACAGUGUUUUCCAUGAGGGUUUAAUCCAUAUAUUUUUGGAAUAAACUAUAGAUGACUAGACAUUAAUUUAAAAAAAAAACAGACUUAUUAAAAUAUGUAAUUACAUUAUUAGUAGAAUUAGUGUUUUGGUGUUUUUGGUCUCUCCUGUAUUUCAUCACAUUAGGUGAAUACAGAAAUCCCACUUUUCUGUCCUAGAGGAAACACUAAAAUUCGGUCAGAUGAUUUGUGUAGUCCAUUUAAUGCCACUAAACUGCACUAACAUGUGCAGAAAUUUCACACACACAUGCACAAUUGGAGAGCACUCCAAUGCCAUAAUGAUCCAGUUUGGUGAAGUUAUAUGUACAGUAAAAAGGAGCAUACCAUUUUCAUUGUUGUUUAUGUUGUUUCAUGUCAAAUCUUUACUGAUACUGAUCUGCCACAUUUUCUCUUGAUUCCCUUUACUGGCAAAUCCUGAAAUUGCCAAACUUAUUUGUUGUGUUAAUUUGUUUGAUGGCAUUGUGUCUUUGGUCUGAAGAAUAAGAGUGUUACUUCAUGUAAAACGUGUUUUGCCACUCCUGUACCUUUUUCUGUACCUUCAUGUGCCACAUUCAAAGCCAAAAACUUCAGGUUGUUCUCUAGAACCAACAUCAAUAAAUUAACUUAAGCUGUC
Molecule: messenger RNA, 7185 nt
Organism: Ictalurus punctatus (channel catfish)
Lineage: Eukaryota; Metazoa; Chordata; Actinopteri; Siluriformes; Ictaluridae
Product: cAMP-specific 3',5'-cyclic phosphodiesterase 4D
Exons: 16
Coding region: 708-2780 (690 amino acids)
Biological process (GO): signal transduction
Cellular component (GO): perinuclear region of cytoplasm; nucleus; cytosol
Molecular function (GO): 3',5'-cyclic-AMP phosphodiesterase activity
Source: RefSeq, a predicted model, not a curated record